AUGCCAAGGUCACGGCGCGAGACGGACAAACGGAGAUCUGGUGUGACUGGCAAGCUCAGAUGGCGGGCGGCAGAAGAUUACAGUGCCAAAGGGCAGGAGCCGACACCGCCAUGCUGGGCGAGUCCUGAAACCGAAGCUGAAACUACUGCAAGGCUGAGUUCGGCGGCGCAGGAUGGUGGGCCAGAGGUGAGGACGUGCGGCCUCGAUAAGCAUCAGGUGGUCGAGGAGACGGGGGCGACGCAACGGCUGGCGCGUGGCGGUGGCAAGGUCCUUACUGCUGCUCGCACCCCGGGCUAG
Messenger RNA from Verruconis gallopava, 297 nucleotides. RefSeq lists its product as uncharacterized. NCBI's taxonomy places the organism in Eukaryota, Fungi, Ascomycota, Dothideomycetes, Venturiales, Sympoventuriaceae. The record is from RefSeq and is a predicted model, not a curated record. The transcript has a single exon. The coding region runs from base 1 to 297 and encodes 98 amino acids.